AUGGAAUUCGAAGCUUUUCUUCUGUCCUUAGGGACAUCAGCAUUCAUCUUCCUCGUUCUCAUGUUCCUCUUCACGUGGCUUUCUCGUAGACCAGGAAACGUUUCCAUUUACUACCCGAACCGGAUCCUUAAAGGCAUGGAUCCUUGGGAAGGCAGCUCCUUGAACCGAAACCCAUUUACUUGGAUCCGUGAAGCUUUAACUUCCUCUGAACUAGAUGUCGUUAAGUUGUCCGGCGUCGAUACUGCCGUCUACUUUGUCUUCUUGAGCACUGUGUUAGGGAUAUUUGCUUUGUCGGGUCUUCUCAUCUUACCGACUCUCCUCCCUUUAGCCGCUACGGACAACAGUAUAAAGAACACAAGGAACGCGACAGACACCACAAGCAAAGGAACGUUUAGCCAACUUGAUAAUCUAUCAAUGGCUAACAUCUCAAGAAAGAGUUCAAGGCUGUGGGGGUUCCUAGGAGCGGUUUACUGGAUCUCUCUGGUCACAUAUUUCAUGUUAUGGAAAGCUUACAAGCAUGUCUCUACACUUAGAGCGCAAGCUCUCAUGUCUGCUGAUGUAAUUCCGGAGCAGUUCACUAUUCUUGUUAGGGAUAUACCUUCCCCACCUAACGGGCAGACACAGAAAGAGUUCAUAGAUUCUUUCUUCAGAGAUAUAUACCCCGAGACAUUCUACAGAUCUCUUGUCGUCACAGAAAACAGCAAGGUUAAUAAGAUAUGGGAAGGUUUGGAAGGUUACAAGAAGAAGCUUGCACGUGCAGAAGCGAUAUUCGCAGCGACUAGUAACCGACCAACUAAUAAGACAGGGUUGCUUGGUCUGGUCGGAAAACAGGUAGACAGCAUCGAGUAUUACACGGAGCUAAUCAACGAGUCAGUAGCCAAACUAGAGACAGAGCAGAAAAAGGUUCUUGCUGAGAAGCAGCAAACAGCAGCUAUUGUUUUCUUCACGGACCGAGUCACUGCAGCUUUAGCCGCACAGUCUCUACACAGCCAGAUGGUGGAUACAUGGACAGUGACUGAAGCACCUGAGCCACGUCAGAUCAUCUGGGAGAAUCUCAAGAUCAAGUUUUUCAGUAGACUAAUCAGACAGUACUUGAUCUACUUCAUUGUCGCAAUAACCAUUUUGUUUUACAUGAUCCCCAUCGCGUUUGUUUCUGCAAUCACCACUCUUGCGAAUCUACAGAAGGCUAUUCCUUUUAUUAAGCCAGUUGUGAAGAUAACUUUCAUAAGAACCAUCUUGGAGUCUUACCUUCCUCAGAUUGCACUCAUCAUCUUCUUGGCGAUGUUGCCUAAGUUCCUCAUGUUCCUCUCCAAAUCUGAAGGGAUACCUUCGCGGAGCCACGCCGUUAGAGCUGCCUCGGGGAAGUACUUUUACUUCUCGGUCUUGAAUGUCUUCAUAGGUGUGACACUUGCAGGGUCUUUGUUCGAUAACUUGAAGGCUCUUCAAAACAAUCCUAACUCCAUUGUUACCGUUUUGGCUACUAGCCUCCCUAAGAACGCUACUUUCUUCUUGACCUACGUCGCUCUCAAGUUCUUUGUCGGCUAUGGCCUCGAACUGUCACGGAUCAUACCGUUGAUAAUAUUCCAUCUGAAAAAGAAGUAUCUAUGCAAAACCGAAGCAGAGGUCAAAGAAGCUUGGUACCCAGGAGACUUGAGCUAUGCAACUAGGGUUCCUGGAGACAUGCUCAUCCUCACAAUCACCUUCUGCUAUUCUGUAAUCGCUCCUCUAAUCCUCGUAUUUGGCGUUAUCUACUUCGGUUUAGGGUGGCUCAUCCUGAGGAAUCAGGCGCUGAAAGUGUAUGUUCCAUCAUACGAGAGCUAUGGAAGGAUGUGGCCACAUAUUCACACCCGAAUACUAGCUGCAUUGUUUCUAUUCCAAAUGGUUAUGUUUGGUUACUUGGGAGUCAAGCUAUUCGUUUGGGCGACACUCUUGGUUCCUCUCAUUGUCACCUCUCUCAUCUUCGGAUACGUCUGCCGCCGGAAGUUCUACUCAGGGUUCGAACACACAGCUCUCGAGGUGGCUUGCCGUGAGCUGAAGCAGAGUCCGGACCUUGAGGAGAUUUUCAAAUCCUUCAUUCCGCAUAGCUUGAGCACUCACAAACCAGAAGAUCACCAGUUUAAAGGUGCAAUGUCUCGUUAUCAAGACUACGCUGCAAUAUCAGCCGCUUAGAAUUUGAAUCUAACCCUCAAUUAUCUCAUUAAUUUACUUUUAUUAUUGUGUGAUUUUAGGAUUUGUUUAGGAUAUUUCUUCGUAUAUGCUGUGUUGUUUGGUUGUUGUAAACUUUGUAAUAGCUACCGUUAAGACAAGCAAUCAAUUUAGGAUUUAAAAAAAAAAAAUUUAUUGACUAGGAACUGUGAAGAUUAUUCAAACGGAAAUAUAUAUAUGUUUGCGUCUACGCUUCUUCGU
Eruca vesicaria subsp. sativa (arugula) is the source of this 2406-nucleotide messenger RNA. NCBI's taxonomy places the organism in Eukaryota, Viridiplantae, Streptophyta, Magnoliopsida, Brassicales, Brassicaceae. The record is from the annotation of a GenBank genome assembly.